AGACUGACUCGAUCUCGAAUAACGUCUACUAAAAUGUUAGUACAUACUAACAGUUACGUUGUUUUAUUCCACCAGUCUUGUUCUGCUUGUUCACGAUGGCUGCAAGUUGACAAUGAGUCCGUGGUCACUGCGGUGGUCACAGGGAAAGCGCUUGUCUUUGUUUCGUGCACUCGCCUGAUUUUUAUGGUCUAUCUGCUUUCGCGACUAUUUUUUUUUCUCGAGCUCCGGCACUGAGUGGUUCCGUUGCAGAAGUGACGGAAUCUUCCUCUUCACGGGACGGCCAUGGCUGCAACCGCGUUUUCGCAAACCUCGGAGCCAUGCGGGACCUCGCCCUCCCUGCUAGACAACAACAUGACAGCAAGCGACAACUUGGCCGCUUUUGCCUCCAGAAAUAAGGUGUGAAUUAUACUAGCGUGUACCAUUGCAAGAUCGACAUGUUAUCAUCUUUUGAUUUGUUUAUGUUUUGGUGGAGGUCGUAGUUCUCGCCUUGAACUUGAUGAUAGAUCAUAUAAUCGCACACAUCUUCCCUCUUACCAGGUGAUUUUCCUGCACCCCGCGGAGCAGCGUUCCUUCGGCGGUCCCCAGCUUUCCGGCCCGAUCAGCUACCUUCGCUAUGUUCGCCUGCUCUCCGGCGAAUUUCUGCUCUGCGUGGGAUUCCAGGGCGGCACGCAGAUUUACUCCGAGGACGGUUCGUUUCUGCUUCAUUUGGUUUCCACCGAACAAGGCAACAACUCGGACGCUUUUGUCGAGAAACUCUCCUCCCACCGCGCCGCCUGCGCGCUGCUACCGUCCGCGAACCGCGAAGUGUUGGCGUUCGGAGACCACCGGGGGACGGUCCAACUGGUGGACUACCGACACCCGAACAACUUCGCAAAUUUGUCGGAAAAUAUUCCCUCACACACGUCGGGGGUAACGUGUCUCGAAUGUGUCAACUUCCUCCACGCGAGCAGGAUGAGCAUGGUCGCGACGGCGGAGAAUGGUACCGGCUGUAGCUGUAUGCAUUGCAAAAGUCUCACCCUAGUCGUGUAAAUUUCAAUACUUACUAGUUGGCACUUAGAUUUGUAAUGCGGCUUUACCUAUAACAAAACUAACAGGCCAGCAGCAACUUUCUUCCGAGCUCGUGGUCGGUCACGAGGACGGUAGUAUUCUGUGGUGGACAGUGGCGACGCCCGGGGAGCGGAUCCAGAUGAGCAAACUCCACCAGGACUCUUUCGAAGACGUUCCUGUUAACAUCUGCGCCACGGGCGGCACCUUUAUGGUGGUCGGGUUCGGCAGCGGUCGGCUGAUCGUGUACACGAUCGCAGCGCGGGAGCGGUUCGCCGAGAUCGCCGCGCACGCCCGCUGGAUAACCGGUUUGGCCUUCAAUCCGAAACAAGAACUGCUCGUCUCGUGCGCGGAGGACACCGUAUGCAACGUUUGGCGGGUCUCGGAGGAGGCCGGCGUCCUACUCGUGCACAGCAGCGUGGUCGAUACGAAGUUGCUCACGGGCUGUUGCUGGCUCUCCUCCACGGAAAUCGGGAUCCCGGCUUACGAUUCUGAGGCUUAUUUUCGCUUGAAAUUGUGAUCCAGUAUGAAUGUAAUGUUGUUGUGUAGAAGGAAAACGAAAAUUCAAAUUGAUGUCGAGGAUCGAGCAUCAUGGUCUGUCGUGAUCUUCUUGCAAAUCUGAAUGAACACAUUGCAUUUUGGAAGGCCAUGUCGCACUCUCCCUCCUGGUUAAGGUGGGAGAGCAAUGAACCACUACGCUGCUUGAUCGCCUCGUGCCUCUUUAGAUCAUAUCAGUGCCGGAAAUCAGGGUUGGUAUAGACUUUGACCGACUGUUGAAAAUAUGUCC
This is a messenger RNA of Amoebophrya sp. A120, 1831 nucleotides long. Lineage: Eukaryota; Dinophyceae; Syndiniales; Amoebophryaceae. The record is from the annotation of a GenBank genome assembly.